This is a messenger RNA of Moneuplotes crassus, 518 nucleotides long. NCBI's taxonomy places the organism in Eukaryota, Ciliophora, Spirotrichea, Euplotida, Euplotidae. The record is from the annotation of a GenBank genome assembly.
AAUGGAGUCUUCCUCCGCCCAACUAUCUUCGCAAAUUCCUGCCACUCCAGAAACUUAUGGCUCAGAGAUGCAGAAGUUGAAGGAACUCCAAUAUGUCCUAGGCUGCUCAAAGAGAGCACUUGCCAGGUAUUCAGACCAUCCAUCACUGAAAUUUCCAGUCAGGAUUGCCCUAAUCCAGAAGGCAUUGGUGGCCAUUAAAGAGGAUGUCUCCUUGUUUAGGAACAGAGAAUCUGAUGAUGUUGACUGGGGAAAUUUUAUGUAUGAAAAUCAAAGCAUCAGCUGGAGCCUUGACAUUCUACUAAAGUCUGCUGAUUACCUUUUAAACAAAUAUAAAGACUUGUUUGAUGAAAAUGUUGAGCAAUUAAGGAAGAUGGGACAGCACGCAGAGAUUAGUCAUAAAGAUCUUUUGAACAGAGACAAAAUCCAAUCAGCCUAUGGUGAAGCAAGCUCUCUGAAUGCUGAAAAAAGUUAUAAUCAGACAGACUCUCUAGUUUGUACACCUCAAGUCAAUUCCUAAU